UAGCAUUGGGCCGAGACAACCCCUCUGCGCGUGUGUGACUUUUGACGCGUUAACCAGAAAUUGGUCUGUUUUUGGGGUCGGAUGCAAUAAUUCCCUUAAUUACUUAGCCAUCUUGCACAAAGACACUAUCAUAUUCUAAACAUAUUGAUUUACUGCAUGUCCUAUUAUUUACUAAUUGAAAACAAUAUGAUGCAUGGAACAUAAUCGAUCAAUAAAUAAUAUAUUGUAAUGAAACCGCACGGAGCAGGUCUCGAACCUUCGAGCCUGAGGUCCGGCGCGCUAUCGACUGUGCCGCAAAAGCAUGCUCGUGCGGCAGGGUCGAUUUCCGCGCUUAUAAACCCAGGGUCGUUACAAUAUCAAUAAGUUAUGCGAAGUGUUACCUGUCAAUAGUGUGUACAAUAUAGAGUUGAGCAUUGAAAGUACCUAACCUAACCACCUCUUGGCUCCCGAGUGGCGCAGCGGUCUAAGGCACAGCAUGUCAGUGGUUCGAAUCCAGGCUGUAUCCCAUCUGGCCGUAAUUGGGAGUCCCAUAGGGUGGCGCACAAUUGUCCCAGCAUCGUCCGGGUUUGGCCUGGGUGAAGGACAUCUCACUGGAGGCCACAGGAGCUUUGUGAAGCCAGUGGGAGACAAUACAUGGACAGAUGACCAACCAAUCACUGUUGAUGAGGGGAGUGGAACCUCAACCCAGCAUGUUAUCGUGAUAGAGUCUGCAGAUGCCAAGGCUGCAGGUCCUGGGGUGAGAGGAGUGGACCCACAGCACAGCAGAGACAUCCAGACUGGUGCGGCUGUAGCAAUGGAGGACCCCGCCACCACCCCAGCGCAGCCCAGCUCCCGACACAGCAUCACGGAGGUCAGUGGAACACGGAAUGCCAUCCUUAGGUCAGAGUCAGAGACUUUAACUGUGACACAAAGGCUUUUACACACAGGAUCUGACGACAGGUCAGACACAGAGAGACUGGGGAGACUGGGCUGUCCUCCUGCUCCCGGCUCAGAGUAUUUACUUUACGGUAACCAAAGCCUGGUUCAUUCCCAUCGGGACUCAGAUGACGCGUUAGAAACUGGCAAUGAUCAAUCUUGUUCUUACGCUAUAGAGAUGGACCCUGGCAACAUAUCCUUAGAUUUAGAGACACAUGCUGAUCCGUCUAGAGGGGACUGGAACCAGCACAGUAGUAGUGUAUACUCUGAAGGGUGCCUGGAUAAGAAAGGGGAGGUUAUAGUGGUAGAUGAAGUGACUGUGAAAGUGGAGGGUGACGUUUCUCCCACUUGGAAUGCAGCUUGUGCAGGACUCUCACAGGGCAGAGAUUUCUUAGAUUACAGUUUAGAGACAAAUCUAAAUGUUGUGACACACUCCCCUUUAGACAUGCUCAGGGAUCGCGACCCAGUGUCCACGUCGAUUGCGCCUUGCGAUUUACAAGGCCGUGUCCUUUUCGAUCAGGUAUUGAACUCAAACAUCAGGGCUAGAGCCCAGACUCAGGGUGGGGGAGCCACAUUAGGCAAUAGUAAAGAGAAACGGUUCCUCUGCAUGUUCUGUAGCAAAGGCUUCAGCUGCACCCAGAAGGUGGAGAUCCAUCAGAGGAUCCACACAGGGGUGAAACCUUUCAGCUGUACCCAGUGUCACAUGCGCUUUGCCCAGGCUGGCCACCUGAAGAGGCACCAGAGGGUCCACACAGGGGUGAAACCCUUCAGCUGUACCCAGUGUCAAAUGCGCUUUGCUCAGGCUGGUGACCUGAAGAGGCACCAGAGAGUCCACUCAGGGGAGAAACCCUUUAGCUGCCAGAUGUGUGAGAAGAGGUUCUCCCGCCAGCACCAGCUGAAGAUGCACCUAAAGGUCCACACAGGAGAGAGGGCAUUCUCCUGAAGGCAUAUAUAGAUUUGUUUAAUAUUUGAAUAUUAUAUUGCAUCCAGACAUUGUGUAAUAAGGCAUACAUAUAUAUGCGUGGAGUCAUGUAGUAACCCAAAAAGUGUUAAACAAAUCAAAAUAUAUUUUAUUUUUUAGAUUCUUCAAAGUAGCCACCCUUUUGCCUUGAUGACAGCUUUGCACACUCUUGGC
This is a messenger RNA of Oncorhynchus mykiss (rainbow trout), 2050 nucleotides long. RefSeq lists its product as uncharacterized. NCBI's taxonomy places the organism in Eukaryota, Metazoa, Chordata, Actinopteri, Salmoniformes, Salmonidae. The record is from RefSeq and is a predicted model, not a curated record. Gene Ontology annotation, biological process: regulation of transcription by RNA polymerase II. Gene Ontology annotation, molecular function: DNA-binding transcription factor activity, RNA polymerase II-specific; RNA polymerase II cis-regulatory region sequence-specific DNA binding.